Molecule: messenger RNA, 4997 nt
Organism: Synchiropus splendidus (mandarinfish)
Lineage: Eukaryota; Metazoa; Chordata; Actinopteri; Syngnathiformes; Callionymidae
Gene: sec31a
Product: SEC31 homolog A, COPII coat complex component
Exons: 28
Coding region: 155-3994 (1279 amino acids)
Biological process (GO): endoplasmic reticulum to Golgi vesicle-mediated transport; COPII-coated vesicle cargo loading; endoplasmic reticulum organization
Cellular component (GO): COPII vesicle coat; endoplasmic reticulum exit site
Molecular function (GO): structural molecule activity; protein binding
Source: RefSeq, a predicted model, not a curated record
UCAGUGCCACGUUGAUGGAGUCCAGUGAGGACGUGGAAAGACGCAACCGGACCGGUACCUGCCUCUGCUGCUGCUGCACUCGAACAACAGUCCCGGAGGAACUAUUUGUUGUCACGGUUUCAUAUUCAUGUAAGAGGAACUCUGGCGUGUAAGGAUGAAGCUUAAAGAGAUCAACCGGACUGCCAUCCAGAGCUGGAGUCCCUCACAGCAGCAUCCCAUCUACCUGGCCACAGGAACAUCUGCCCAGCAGCUGGACGCCUCCUUCAGCACCAAUGCCUCCCUGGAGCUCUUCGAGCUGGACCUGGUUGACCCAUCGCUAGACAUGAAGCCGCGUGGCAGCUUCUCGUCAACGCACAGAUACCACAAGCUGGUCUGGAGCUCAUAUGGGAUGGAAGGCCAGGGUCACGAGUCUGGGGUCCUCAUCGCUGGCGGUGAGAACGGUAACGUGAUUCUGUACGACCCGGCGAAGAUCAUGGCCGGGGAGAGCGACGUGAUCAUCGCGGAGAGCGAGAGGCACCAGGGCCCAGUGAGAGCUCUGGACGUCAACCCUUUCCAGACCAACCUUGUGGCGUCUGGAGGGAGCGAGUCCGAAAUCUUCAUUUGGGACAUGAACAACUUUGACUCGCCCAUGACUCCUGGACCCAAAAACCAGCAGCUGGAGGACGUCAGCUGUGUGUCCUGGAACAAACAGGUCCAGCACAUCCUGGCGUCGGCCAGUCCGAGCGGCAGGGCGUCUGUUUGGGACCUCCGGAAGAACGACCUGAUCAUCAAAGUCAGCGACCACAGCAACAGAAUGCACUGCUCUGGUCUGGCCUGGAACCCUGAGGUGGCCACGCAACUGGUCCUGGCCUCCGAGGACGACCGGAUGCCCGUCAUCCAAAUGUGGGAUUUGCGUUUCGCCACCUCUCCACUCAAGAUUCUGGAGAGUCAUACCCGGGGAGUCCUGUCCAUCGCCUGGAGUUUGGCUGACCCAGAGCUGCUGCUGAGCUGUGGGAAGGACAGCAGGAUUCUCUGCUGGAACCCCAACACGGCAGAGGUUCUGUAUGAGCUCCCCACCGGCACUCAGUGGUGCUUCGACGUCCAGUGGUGCCCCAGGAACCCGGCGGUUCUGUCGGCCGCCUGCUUUGACGGACACAUCGACAUCUACUCCAUCAUGGGCGGCAGCAGCCAGGCGCAGAGCCAGAGACGAGCAGACCAGAUCAGCAACUCGUUUGGGAACAUGGAUCCAUUUGGGACGGGUCAGGUGCUGCCACCGCUGCAGCUUCCUCAAACCACCGCUGUGCCUGCCACCGUCAACCCGCUGAAGAAGCCGCCCAAGUGGAUCCGCCGGCCCUUGUGUGCCUCUUUUGCUUUCGGAGGGAAGCUGGUGACCCUGGAGAACUGCAGGCCCAGCCCCCAGCAGCCACAGCAGCCCACUGCACACCUGGUCCACAUCAGCCAAGUCGUCACCGAGACCGAGUUCCUGAACCGAUCCGAUCGGCUGCAGGCGACCCUGACUGGCGGGAGCUUUGUGGAGUUCUGUCAGGAGAAGAUGGAUUUGGCGGAGAAUGACUUCGACAAGACUGUGUGGUCAUUUCUCAAGGCCAACUUUGACAGCGAUGUCCGCAGCAAGUUCCUGGAGCUCCUGGGCUACAACAAAGAAGAGCUCGCCGCCAAGAUCUCCACUGCUCUAGAAGGGAAAACCACCACUCCACAGGGAGACCUCCAGCCCCCUGUCGCAGCAGCCCCGGCUGACUUGGAGGUCGUGCAUCAGUCUGCCUCUCCUGAAGAUGCCUUUGAAAUGAUUGCAGCUGCAAACCUGCAGCCGGCUGCCUCGCUGGACUUGGAGCCUGAGGAAGAUCUAGAAAGAGACCUGAACGACAGUGUGGACCCGAUCACCGCAGAGGAGGAGGAGGAGAUCCCCCUCGAGGAGGACUCUCCAGCUGAAGUCGAGCCGAGUCCUGCUGCAGCUCCAGUUGUGGGGUCUGAAGUGGCUGCAGCUCCAGCAGGGGGCGCCACACUGUCUGUCAGUCAGGAUGUCGAUGGGCUGAUCACUCAAGCUCUGCUGACCGGAGACUUUGAGGGAGCUGUGGAACUCUGUCUCCAUGACAACAGGAUGGCCGACAGCAUCAUCCUGGCCAUUGCUGGUGGACAAGAGCUCCUGGAGAGAACGCAAAAGAAGUACUUAAGCCAGACACGCAGCAAGCUCACCAAGCUCAUCAGCGCCGUGGUGACGAAGGACUGGCACGACAUCCUGAAGACAUGCGAUCUGCAGAGCUGGAAGGAAGCGCUUGCCGCUGUAAUGACCUACGCUCAGCCCGAGGAGUUUUCAUCCCUCUGUGACCUGCUCGGCGACAGACUGGAGGCCGCCGAUGAUGUCCAGCUCCGACUCCGUGCCUGUCUGUGUUACAUCUGUGCCGGCAACAUCGAGAAGCUGGUGUCCUGCUGGACCAGAGCUCAGGAUGGACGAAGUCCUCUGUCUCUACAGGACCUGGUGGAAAAGGUGGUGGUGCUGCGACGGGCUGUUGAGCAGACGCAGUGCUCCAGUCCUGCUACCGUCGGAAUCUUGCUGGCCGAGAAGAUGAGUCAGUACGCUGCCCUGCUGGCCUCCCAGGGAAGCUUGUCCACCGCCAUCACCUACCUGCCUGACAACACCAACCAGGUCACUGUCCAGCAGCUCCGUGAGCGUCUGAGCCGGGCGUUGAACCAGCAACCUGUGGCCGCGGCACCCUCUCGCAGGGCACAGCCACCUGCAGCACCGCAUCACUUCACUCCAGUCCAUCCUGGCAUGGUGCCGCAGCCUGCUGCUCCGGCGCCGAGCCCUGCCUCAGCUCCUGCACCGAUGCAGUACUACCAGCCCAUGAGGGCUGCAGCCACUGUCACCUCCUGGAGUAACCAAACUCCCACAGCCCUCCCCAAUGCCCCCCCUGCUCCUCCAGUAGGCCCAGGUCCAGACCAGCAGGUGGACCCCCCACAUCCCCCUCACCCAGGGUACGGCAUGACGGCUGCCGCUGUAGCAGCUCCGCCUCCUUCCUCCAACGCCACAUACAUGCUCUCUCAGCAGUACCAGCCCUUCUCCCCGGUCAGCCAGUACCCGCCCGGAACUGCAGGGGCGCCCUUCUCCUACCAGCAUGCCCAGCUCUCCUCCUCCGCCUCCCCUGCUCUGCCUCCAGCAGAGCCCUGCGCGCCGGCGCCUCCGCCUGGCUUCCUCUCACAGUACACUCAGCCUCCUGUCUAUCAGCCUGUCAGCCUGUCUUCCUCUCCUCCUUCCGUCGCUCCGUUCUUUCCCUCCUCCUCCGCUGCAGCGUAUGUGCAGCAGGGCGGUCCGGGAUCUCCGGCGUCCUACCAGCCACCGGGUGGAGCCUCAGGUGACCGCCGCCUCUCAGGACCCCAGAAUGGCUGGAAUGACCCCCCCACUCUCAGCCGGUCUCUGAAGAAGAAACAGGUCACAGAGAACUACACCCCACCGGCUCCAAUCACCGCCCCCAUCAUGGCGCCAGUGGGUGGCGACCCUCCCGCCACCAUGGCCCAGGGUCAGUACCCAGGGACGCAGCAGCCCUACCCGACUUCUGCCAUGAACCCGGGCGUGCCGGCCACUGGCAUGGAGGGAGCACCUGGCGCCCCCACAGGGGACCUGAUCCAGCCUCUGCAGUCGAUCCCAGCGGAGAAGAUCACCAAGAAGCCCAUCCCAGAGGAGCAUCUGGUCCUGAAGACCACCUUCGAGGGUCUGAUCCAGAAAUGUCUGGCAGCAGCUGGCGACCCGCAAACCAAGAGGAAACUGGAUGAUGCCACCAAACGCCUGGAGGCGCUGUACGACAAACUGCGGGAGCAAGCGCUCUCUCCGGCCAUCGUGGGAGGCCUGCACAACAUGGCCCGGAGCAUCGAGUCGCGGUCCUACGCCGAAGGCCUCAACAUCCACACGCACAUCGUCAGCAACAGCAACUUCAGCGAGACGUCGGCGUUCAUGCCCGUCCUCAAGGUCGUGCUGACACAAGCCAAUAAGCUGGGCGUGUGAGGGCCGGACCGGGAAGCUGCUUCGGACUCCGAUUUCAGCCUCCAAACAGCAACAGGUUCUUCAGCACCAUGUUCCGAAUCAGUCCACUGGGUUUUACUCCAAAUUUUUAACAGAAAAAAACUGCCUCCAGAGGAAGAAACACGCCCCACACUGCUCACCAACACAGGCCUCUGGAGGUCUCCGAAAACAAGCGCGCUGACUCCUGUACAAUCUCCAUGAUUCUUCCAGCGGUCACUGAUUCCAAAUCCUCCACGUUUGUACGAUUUUAGCCUCAAUCAGUUUCUGAUCUCAUUGAAGUCUUUAAAUCACAGGCAGGUGAAAAUGAUUUUAUGAUUGUGUUGCCUUCCGAUGCCAACCUUGAACAGGAAAGGUUGGUGUCGUCCUGUGUCUCGACUGAAGCCAUAAACACUGUGGUCCAAGUUCAUUGUCAAGAGGGGAUUAAGGGCUAAAGUCAUCAGGACACGUGUUGCUCGAGUUUCUUUGUUCUGUCAGGAAAACCGCUUUAAAAUGUUAGUUUUCCAGCGUGAGCUCUACAUGCCACUUUUCAUUUCAGCGUCACGCUUGAGUCAACUUUGAACCACUGUUAAACUGCUUGCUAAUGAUGUCGCUAAUAGUCCAGCGGGAAUGAUCCCAAAGCGAAUGAAAUGUAAUGAGUCUUCCCUACAAUUUUCUGUUCUUAAAAAUUGACAAACCUUCCAAAACUCUUGGGUUCACUACUGUUAGGCAGGUGUGUUUCACCGCCCCAUCGCUGGAACGCCUUGACACGAGUGCAGGUUUCCGUACAUGUGGGACCAAAGUUUUGUUCAAUCCAGUCGUGUGUUUUCCGGAGUGGACGACGCUCCGGCUGCAUGUUCCACACCCGUCGGACAUCAGAAAGGGAACUUGAUUUUCAUUCCGAAUCCGUCGAGGGCCGCCACUCUCGCGUCACGUUGACUCGAAGAGGAGUUUGCUGUCCCUUGACUACCUUCUUUUUAAUAAACAGUAUUUAUUUACAGCUGCUGAG